AUGCCCUUCGACACUUCUGUCCUGCAGAAGGUGCCCUUCGAGCCGAAGCACGAGGCUUCAAGCGACGCUGCAAGGGCUCUGAUUCCAAAGUUCCUCUAUCAAGACCCCAACGAUGCCUCACUUCCAGAGAUCAAGGAACGCAUGUGUGGUGAACGACGACGGUUAAGGAUUGUUGUUGUAGGAGCUGGACUUACCGGCUUGGCCUUCUUGCACUACCUGUUCGACGCAAUACCGGAGGGAAGCGUCGAUUUGGCUCUUUAUGAGCGCAACGAGGAUGUUGGUGGUGUGUGGUUGACAACGCGCUAUCCUGGUGUACGAAGUGACAUUCCUGGUCCUAAUUAUCAGUUCAACUGGCGGCCGCAUGUAUGGACACAGUUCUAUCAGCCUGGUGCAGAGACGCGAGACUAUCUGCAGGCUGUAGCGCGCGAAAAUGGCUUCUAUCGCUUCAUGCACUUUAAGCACGAGGCCGUGCGAGCAUCCUGGAGUGAUGAGACAGCCAAGUGGACAAUCACCCUCAAAAAUCAUGCCAAUGGACUGUCAUUUGAUGAUGUAGCGGACCUCUUCGUCGAACUGAAUGGACCAGUCAGCGAUCCGAAGCUCACAGUGCCUGGCAUUGAGAAGUUUGAGGGCGAGGUCAUUCAUUCCGGGGCCUGGAGAGACGACCUUGACCUCGGUGGCGAGCGAGUUGCCUUGCUCGGAUACGGGUCCUCGGGCGUGCAAAUCGUACCGAACAUCAUCAAUGAUGUAUCCAAGCUGUAUACGUGGUUCAGGAGUAAACUGUACUUGAAUCCCCCGUUCUACGGAGAAUACUCUGCUGCAGAUGGUACGAACUUCAGGUACACGAAUGAGCAGACAGCUCUAUUGCAAGAUCGAGAUGUGUAUCUUGCAUAUCGAAAGGAAAUGGAUGGUUCGUCAAACCCCAGAUUUCAGAUGAUGGUACAUGGCAACCCAAUGUCGCACAAGGUCAAAGAGCUCGUGGCAGGUUACAUGAGGGAGAAGCUGGCGCCCAAGUCGGGACUGGCAGACGCGAUCAUCCCGCAGGACUUCGAUAUGGGAUGCAGACGUCCGACCUUAUGUCAUGGCUACCUCGAAGCACUUCCCGACCGCAAGACUACCGUCUUCCUCGAGGAACUCAAGCACUUCACAGCCAUAGGCUUCCUCGACAAUUCCGGCGCCGAGCACGAAGUCGACCUCAUCAUCGCAGCAACAGGCUACGACCAAGACCACAAGCCUCGCUAUCCGAAAGUGGUCAAUGGCGAAGACAUGGGCACGAAAUGGGCACCAGACCUACAUCCGCGAUCAUACAUGGCAGUCUGCCUAGAAGGCAUGCCGAACUACUUCAACUCUAGCGCGGCAUACACCCCCGUCUACCGUAGCUGGUACCAAGCCGCUGAAGCAUCAACGCAAUACAUGGUCAAGAUUAUCGACAAAAUGCAACUUGAGCAUAUGGUCAGUUUCCGGCCCACUCCCAAAGCUGUAGACCAUUUCGUGAGGCACUCCAACGCCUUCAUGCAGCGUAUGAUCCAAAGUGGACCUUGCUCAAGCUGGUAUAAGAACAAAGACGGGAGACCGCACAUGUGGCCGGGCAAUCACAGUCACUAUAUGCGAUGUUACCAGCAUCUUCGUGGUGAGGAUUUUGAGUGGAGGUAUGAAGAUGAGGACGAUGUGUUCUCUUGGAUGGGAAAUGGGUUCGAUUGGGACGCGAAUGGGAAGGAAGGUGGUGAUUCGACUUGGUAUAUCGAGAAGCCUGGGAGAGAGGUCAGCGCUGAGGAAGUUGAAAAGCUGCUGGGUAUUCACGGAGAGGCUUUGCCGCCGCCCAACAUCAAGAGCGGGAACGAUGGGGCGAAGCAAGCGGCGGGGCAUUAA
Molecule: messenger RNA, 1866 nt
Organism: Fulvia fulva
Lineage: Eukaryota; Fungi; Ascomycota; Dothideomycetes; Mycosphaerellales; Mycosphaerellaceae
Product: Putative sterigmatocystin biosynthesis monooxygenase stcW
Exons: 3
Coding region: 1-1866 (621 amino acids)
Molecular function (GO): flavin adenine dinucleotide binding; N,N-dimethylaniline monooxygenase activity; NADP binding
Source: RefSeq, a predicted model, not a curated record